AUGACAGGCUACACAAGUUUUCUUGCGCAUUUGUUGCUCGUGUGUACUCUAGCAAGUGCCAUAACUGACAGCCUAUGGAUUGAUUCCAAUAGCACGGGUAUAUCAUGCCACUAUGUUUCGAACCACACAGGAUCUGCACAUUUCCUUUCGCAAAACCAGGAGCCGUUCAUCCAGGCUAGAUUGGGAAGACACCAUAGAAGUCACUUCAGAUCUGAAGACGAAGAAGCUGUCACACCUCUGGAGUGGAGUAUGGACGUCAUGUUCAUCUCCAAGCCCGACUUGCAGAUUGUUAAUGUGGACAAGGGUAGGUAUGUAUACUGGGAGGGCGACUAUGACAUCUACAACGACACAGCGAGUCAAAAAUUUAGUCUGGAUGAAGUUCUGGCUGCAAACAUGAACCAAUCGGCGAUUACAACUUUCAAGCUCACCCCCGAAAGUAAUAUUACUGGACGUUACCCUCUGUCUUCCUCUGGAGAUUACUGUGCGGUGUUGACAUUCACCUCCAACCGGGAAAGGGGAUUUACUGUCGCCGAGGUCAAAUUUAUACAACCACAUGGAGAAUUGGACAAAGAGGACUACAUUUACAUCUAUGUCUACAUUUUCUCCGGCUUGGUCUACUUCGUCAGUUCUAUCGUAUACUUCUACUACGUUUUUCUCAGAAGGAAGCAGACCACCAAUGAUUACCGAGCUAUUGGCGAAACUAGGUCACAACUGAAGAAUGCGGAAAUUCAGCUCCGUAUUCUGUUGUACAUGUUUGGGAGCUCUAUAGUUUACCUUUUCUUAGCCGGCCACUUGAAUCACAAGAAUGCGAAUGGCCAAAUGAAUUUCAGCACCAAGGAAAGUUUCCUUGAGUUGACUCCUAUGGCAUUAACGACUCUGUUUUUCUGCUGGGCAUUGUACAGUCUACUGUUGAUGUCAUCCGGCUAUCUGUUCACCUCAGAACCCAAAGAUCGACGCAUUGUUUGGUUUAUACGUCUGGUAACCAUCUCCUCCUUUGUUAGUGGCUUGCUCUCGGAUUUUGAGUCUGCUUUCAGUCGCACAAUUUAUGGUAACUGGGAUACUGCUCUUUCUCGUGGGUGGCAUAAUAGUUCAAUAGUUCGGGAUAUAUUGAGCUUAAUCUUAUUCCUGGAAUAUGUGGUCAGUUUCGUCUUUGGUUCCUACUUCGCGAUCAAGACCUAUUCCGACUUGUGCUUUCAUGGAAGAAAUGCAACAGCAAACAGAUUCUUGGCGACGGUUGUCAUCAUCAUCGUGCCAACAGCGCUUGAUGGUAUCGGCCGUGACGUGAUAUACAUCGAGAUCUUGUCGUCUUUGGUUGACAAUAUAAUAGAGUUCAGACCUGCUAGCCACAUCUUUCACUUAGCCGCCACUGUUGCGGUGGCUUUCUUGUGGAGAGACACAUCACUGGAGUCAGAGAUGGUUUUGAAGCAAGAAUGA
Molecule: messenger RNA, 1434 nt
Organism: Kuraishia capsulata CBS 1993
Lineage: Eukaryota; Fungi; Ascomycota; Pichiomycetes; Pichiales; Pichiaceae
Exons: 1
Coding region: 1-1434 (477 amino acids)
Source: RefSeq, a predicted model, not a curated record